Aspergillus eucalypticola CBS 122712 is the source of this 909-nucleotide messenger RNA. RefSeq lists its product as uncharacterized. The transcript has a single exon. Bases 252 to 752 code for a protein of 166 amino acids. NCBI's taxonomy places the organism in Eukaryota, Fungi, Ascomycota, Eurotiomycetes, Eurotiales, Aspergillaceae. The record is from RefSeq and is a predicted model, not a curated record.
GAGCGCCCUCGUCGGGUUCGACGAGGGCCCAACCGGUGGUAUUCUGAGAGCGUGUCACCUACUGUUCGAAUGUGGUUCUCCAACACGCGGGAGAUGGCCAUCGCAUGUUCAGUGUUCUCCUUGGCUAUGACAGUCAGAUUGCUGAUCUGAAACCUGUCAUUGUUGGUUAGAUCUUCCAAGGAAUUCUUGUAGUCCUCGGCAACUUCGUCGGAGGCCAACCCGGAUGACAUGGUGGGCAGAUACAAAGGCUGAUGAGGCUGAUGAAGGCGGAACAGGGGGCAAGUGAGAAUAGGAAAAGGGUAUCGACAAAGAAGAAAGAAAUGAACAAUGGACAAGCGCUAAAGAAGGGCGUAACACUCGGAAAGAAUAUUUAUGUUCCUUGUGUUUGUUCUUUCUCCUCUGAAUCCUCCUCUUUAUAUAAAUUAUUUGUUUUUUCACUGUAUUUUCCAGUUCCUUUUCUCUUCCUUGGACUUUGUUAUCUUCUUGUUGUUUUCUUGCCUUUUUUUUUUCUUGACUUUCUUCCCUGUUCUCCUUUCUUGUUAGGAAAUUGUCCUUCUUAUUGCUUUGGUUUCUCUCUUCUUUUCUCCUCUGAAUUUUUUUUCCCCGGCUUUGUCCCUUUUACCACCGUAUAUAAAGAUUCCUAUAUCCGCGUGCUUUGUUUCUCUCCAAAUAAACGUAUCUCCUGGGUGCAAGAGAUGGAAAGAGCUGUCGGAACUUGUAGAAUGCUUGCUAGCUAUCUUGGUCAGACUUGAGACAACAACAGGAGGCCGCAAGCGCAAAUCCUCCACCAGAACCCGAAAGUCAACAAAGAACCCGCGCUACAACACCCCGUCAACCCAGUGUUAAUCAAUCUAUCUCAUACAAUCCCCCGUACUGAUUGACCCUUCCAGUAGACAAUAACUAGUAGAG